Messenger RNA from Pungitius pungitius (ninespine stickleback), 2480 nucleotides. RefSeq names its product nuclear factor 1 B-type-like. Gene Ontology annotation, cellular component: nucleus. Gene Ontology annotation, molecular function: RNA polymerase II cis-regulatory region sequence-specific DNA binding; DNA-binding transcription factor activity, RNA polymerase II-specific. The record is from RefSeq and is a predicted model, not a curated record. Lineage: Eukaryota; Metazoa; Chordata; Actinopteri; Perciformes; Gasterosteidae. Bases 535 to 2244 code for a protein of 569 amino acids. The transcript has 12 exons. Gene Ontology annotation, biological process: regulation of transcription by RNA polymerase II.
GAUUUGCUGGAAUUGCGCAGGACCGAAGGCGCACCGGUCGAUUUCACAUCAAGCGUGGUUAAAGCAAGGGGUGAACAUCACACACUCGUGUGAAUGCACUCUGAAGCUUCCCACAGUGCUUUUAUGAGCGACACAUCACAGCGCCGAGACGCGCAGACGGAGCCCGCGUUGUAGCUCGAGGAGUACGCAGCGGACCCGCGCGCACCGGUUCUACGAGUUCAACUUGCCAGCGCUUUUUAAUUUUUUUUUUAAUUUUUAUUUUUAACCUGCAUGUCAACUUUAAAAACAUCUCCUGCAUAGAAUCCUCCCCACCCUCUCCCUCCCUCCCUCCCUCCCUCUCUCUUUCUCGCGCUUUGCGGAGAAGACAAUCUUUGGAUCGCACAAAUUAACGGAUGUUCUUGGAUAACCGCUUCUCGUUUUACGCGGAGAGCUGCUCCACAGUCUUGCACGGUGCACAUCGGUCCAGGAAUGGCGCGAUAAAGUGAUCAGAGGAAUCAGUCCAAGUACACUCACGUCUUGUGUUGCCGUCUCGUCAUGUAUUCUCCAAUUUGUCUCACUCAGGAUGAAUUUCAUCCCUUCAUCGAGGCACUCCUCCCUCACGUCCGCGCCAUCGCUUACACGUGGUUUAACCUCCAGGCCAGAAAACGCAAGUACUUCAAGAAGCACGAGAAGAGGAUGUCCAAGGACGAGGAGCGCGCGGUGAAGGACGAGCUCCUGAGCGAGAAGCCCGAGGUGAAGCAGAAGUGGGCGUCCAGGCUGCUGGCCAAGCUGCGUAAGGACAUUCGCCAGGAGUACCGGGAGGACUUUGUCCUCAGCGUGACGGGCAAGAAGCACCCGUGCUGCGUGCUGUCCAACCCGGACCAGAAGGGCAAGAUCCGCCGGAUCGACUGUUUGAGGCAGGCCGACAAAGUUUGGCGCCUGGACCUGGUGAUGGUCAUCCUCUUCAAAGGCAUCCCUCUGGAAAGUACGGACGGCGAGCGCCUCGUCAAGUCUCAACAUUGCACCAACCCAGCACUUUGUGUCCAGCCACACCACAUAACAGUAUCGGUCAAGGAGCUGGACUUGUUUCUAGCGUACUAUGUCCAGGACCAAGACUCGCAGCAGUCAGGAAGUCCCAGUAACAAUGAGCCAGGCAAGAGCCCUCUUCCAGUCUACUUGGAGGACAGCUUCAUCAAAUCAGGAGUCUUCAGUGUUACGGAACUGGUGCGAGUGUCCAGAAUGCCCAUCACCCACGGCGCCGCGGUAAACUUCUCAAUGGCCGACAUGCCCAGCCAGCCGUACUAUCACGAUCUGAACUCCGGCGUGGGGCUGCACCGCUCCCUGUCCUCCCCUCCCAACAGCAAAAGGCCCAAGACCGUCAACAUGGAGGAGAACAUGGACACCAGCCCGACAGGACCCGACUUCUACUCGUCACCCAGCUCGCCAGCCAGCAGUCGGGCCAACUGGCACGACAGGGAAGGAGCAGACAUGUCCUCUCCUACCAUGAAGAAGCCCGAUAAGCCGCUGUUCAGCCCCACCUCCCCGCAGGACUCCUCAUCACGACUCAGCACUUUCUCUCAGCCUCAUCACCCAGGCCUAACAGGUGUGGGACACAGUGUUAUAUCGACGAGGAGCCCCCCGCCGCACUCGCCCCUGCAGUUCUCGGCCUCGGCGAUCCUGCCCCCGGCGCCGUCGCCCUACUUCUCGCACACCACCAUCCGCUACCCGCCCCACCUCAACCCGGCCGAUCCCCUCAAGAGCUACGUGCCGUCAUACGACCCGUCCAGCCCACAGAGCAGCCAGCCUAACAGCAGUGGUCAGGUGGUCGGAAAGGUACCAGGCCACUUCCCCCCGGUCCUGGCACCCUCCCCGCACCACGGCGCCGUGCGGCCCGUCUCGCUCUCCAUGUCAGACACCAAGCCCAUCACCACAUCCACAGAAGUUAUGGCACGUUACCCAGGCUACUCAGCCCCCGGCACCCCGACGGCUAACCGUUUUGUAGGCCUGAGCCCAAGAGAUCCAGCCUUCCUCCACCAGCAACAGCUGAGGAAGUGUGACUGGAGCGUGACUCAAAACGGCAGGCAUUAUGGCCCCAGUGCCACUGACGACACUUUGGGGAUUACUUGGCAAAGUCCUGGUACCUGGGCGAGCUUAGUUCCAUUCCAAGUGUCGAACGGGACUCCGAUUCUGCCAACAAAUGUCCACCAGAACUACAGCAUAAACAUCAUUGGUGAGCCCCUGGUCCCCGCCGAGACGGGGAACUGAAUACACGGAGGCCGGAUGCCCCCCCCACGACCCCUCAUCCCCCCCACCCUCCCUCCGCCUCCCCCCAACCCCCCCCCCCAGGACGAACGCGUCGCUGGGGGUGUUGGCGGCGCACAGUCAGCACUAAAGGUGUCCGCAGCCAUGGGUGAAACCAGCAAGCAGCACGAGCUGCCCAAUCGUCCCCCCUCCCAGCCCCGUCCCCUCCGUGACCCCUUCUCCCCCCUCCCUUCUUCUCC